Saccharomycopsis crataegensis is the source of this 768-nucleotide messenger RNA. RefSeq lists its product as uncharacterized. The coding region runs from base 1 to 768 and encodes 255 amino acids. The record is from RefSeq and is a predicted model, not a curated record. NCBI's taxonomy places the organism in Eukaryota, Fungi, Ascomycota, Saccharomycetes, Ascoideales, Saccharomycopsidaceae. The transcript has a single exon.
AUGAGACUAAGACAAGGCACUUUACUUAAUAUAUUGCUACUAUGGAUCUUGGGAUAUUGGGGCAAAUCCUUGUUUGUUGAUUCUUACAGCAUCAUGAAAAAGCUUGAAAAAAAUCAGAAGCGUGAGCCAGAAGCCCUUGGCGUCGGAACAGAACUAGUAGACUCUGAGAAGGGAUUGCUCUCCAAAAUCGAUAAGCCAAAAGUAACCACUCCUAAAGUUACUGAAAGUGAUACCGCAGCGAAAUCACCUACCGAACAAACAGAAGUUGAAUCACUGGGACAGAAAGAUGGCUCUUCCCAAGAAUCCAAUUCAUCUAAAGAUACGGACUCCAAAGAUGGUGAAGCGAACUCAGCUGCUAAGGAGAAUACACCGGCAACAAGCUCAAAGAAAGGAUUCUUCGGCAAAGCCAUGGGGUUAUUUGACAUUGUGAUGAUUGUACCAAUGGCAGAACAAGUAGUAGAAAUGUUAUCGAGCGAUAAAAAGACCACCAUUCAAAGAACGCGUAUGGUGCAGACCACAAUCACUGAUGCUUGUCAAGUUGGAGGCAUGGUUUCUGGGGCAAAUACUGCCGUGAUCGCUAGUGCUAGCAGUGCCUGCGUAGCAGGGGGAGGAACAAUCAUUCAUCAACCAGUGGUUUAUGUCACCGAAACCCCUAGUGUAAAAGCAUAUGCCGUUGUGACGAGGACGAUAGUACCACAAGCUGUCACCACUACUGCUAGUGUGGCAAUGUAUCAAACACUACAGCCAGUUGUGAUGCGCACCGCAUAA